This is a messenger RNA of Anas platyrhynchos (mallard), 5140 nucleotides long. RefSeq names its product protein O-GlcNAcase. Gene Ontology annotation, biological process: glycoprotein metabolic process. The record is from RefSeq and is a predicted model, not a curated record. Lineage: Eukaryota; Metazoa; Chordata; Aves; Anseriformes; Anatidae. Gene Ontology annotation, molecular function: beta-N-acetylglucosaminidase activity.
UGCGGGAGCUGCUCCAGGUCUGGAGGGGGCAGGCGACAGCGCGCAGGUACCGCGGAGGAGAAACCUCUGCCGGUGCGGCGGGGGCUGCUGCGGGGCACCGGGCUGGGGGCCUCGGUGCCAGGGGCUGCGGCCGGAACCGGGCUGCGGCUCGAAACCAGGCGCUGCCCCCCCCGGGCAAGGCGGCGGGGACUCCAGCCCGGCGGGGCCGGACACAGCCCCGUCCCGUCCCGUCCCGUCCCGUCCCGUCCCGUCCCGUCCCGUCCCGUCCCGUCCGCGCCCCCCUCCGCGGCAGGGCUGCGGCUCUCGGCUCUCGGUGGGGCGGCUCCGGCCGGGGACUGCGCCCGGUCCCCGCCCCGCGCCCGGCCCCGCCGCGGCCCCACCCGCGGGGCCGCCCCCUGCGCUGCGGCGGGCGCGCUUCUGCGGGGGCGGGCGGGCGGCGACGCGGUCCCUCCGUGCAGCCCUCCGUCCCUCGGAGCGCCUCUGCGGCCCUCCGGCCGCCCUUGCCCGCACCCCUCCAUCCUUCCCCGCACCCCUCCCUGCAGCCCUCCGCCCGCCCCAGCGCCAGCAGGGCCGUUCCUGCCCGGUCAUGGCGGGGCGGCCGCGCUUCCUCUGCGGCGUGGUGGAAGAAAGUGCUUGGCUGAUGUAAAAGUUGCCCAUGAUGUGGAGCCCUUCUGAUGCUAGGAGCUGCCUUGAUGACUAAUUACCAUCAACAUUCUAAAUAUAAUGUAUUUUCUGUGAGCCUUCAUAUCUGGGCAACAUGCUCUCGGUGACCCUGCUUGAGCAGGGGGUUGGAUCAGAUGACCUCCAGAAGUCCCUUCCAACCUCAACCAUUCUGUAUUCCUGUGAUUCCUUGACUGGACUGCGUGGCUGAAGAACCUUUUCUUGCUAAAUUUGAGAUCUGUGUUUGAACACUUCCAACACUUUAUAGCCCAGACAGGAAUGUUGAUGCUCUGCUUGACGCAGCUUGACACUACACAGAGAGGGAGAUGCACAGAGGAUCCAUCCAGAGGGACCUGGACAGGCUUGAGAAUUGGGCCUAUGUGAAUCUAAUGAAGUUCAACAAGUAAAAGUGCAAGGUGCAAGUGCAAGGUCGGGGUAGUCUCAGACAUGGGUACAGACUGGGAGAAGAAAUUGAGAGCAGUCCUGCAGAGAAGGGCUUGGGGACGAAAAUCUCAACAUGAGCCAGCAGUGCACACUUGCAGCCCAGCAAGGCAACUACAUCCAGAGCUGCAUCAAAAGAGGAGUGGCCAGCAGGUCAAGGGAGGUGGUUGUCCCCCUCUGCUUUGCCCUUGUGAGGCCUCACUUGGAGUGCUGCGUCCAGGUCUGAGGCCCCAGCACAGGAAGAACAUUGAUCUGUUAGAACGGGUCCAGAGGAGGGCCACAAGGAUGAUCAGCGGGCUGGAGCACCUCUACUAUGAAGAAAGGCUGAGAGGGCUGGAGCUGUUCAGGCUAAAGAAGAGAAAGCUCUGGGGUCACCUUAUUGCAACUAUUCAAUACUUGAAGGGGGCGUAUAAAAAAGAUGGAGAGCAACUUUUUGCUCAUUCAGGUUUCUAUGGGAGACCAUGGUCUAUGGAACAGAGGAGACUGCUCUUUCGAUGGCUGGAACGCCAGGAGCUGAACUGCUACAUGUACGCACCCAAGGAUGAGUUGAAGCACCGGCUGCUCUGGCGAGAGCCCUACACAGAGCAUGAGGCAGCCCGGAUGCGGUCUCUCAUAGAAGCUGCCCAAAUGCAUGGCGUGGAGUUCAUCUUCGCCAUUUCUGCUGGCCAGGACAUGGUGUUUUCAAGUGCUGGGGAUCGGCUCCUGCUGCAGCAAAAACUCAGGCAGGUGGCUGCCAUGGGGUGCCGUGCCUUCGCGCUGCUCUUUGAUGACAUCGACCCCUGCAUGUGCCGAGCCGACAGAAAUGUCUUCACCUCCCUGGCAGAGGCCCAAGCCUCUGUGGCCAACGAGGUAUACCAGGAGCUGGGACAGCCCUCCAUCUUCCUCUUCUGCCCCACAGAGUACUGCAGCUCACUCUGCUCUCCAAGCCCUGGCCAGUCCUGCUACCUGCUGACCCUUGGACGGGAGCUGCUCCCAGGGAUUGGGGUCAUCUGGACUGGCCCAAAGGUGGUGUCACAGGAACUCUCAGCCAUGCUGCUGGAGGAGGUGGAGGGCGUCCUGGGGCGCCGUCCCGUCAUCUGGGACAAUCUGUUCGCCAAUGACUACGACUGCAGACGUGUCUUCUUGGGCCCCUACACGGGACGUGCCCCUGGCCUCAUGCCUCGACUCUGUGGGCUGCUCCUUAACCCGAACUGUGAGCUCCAGGCCAAUUUCAUCCCCAUCCACACGCUGGGCAGCUGGUUUCGGAGCGAGCUGGGGAGCUGUGCCUCCCCUGACCAUGCAGGGACGGAGACUGCAGCAGCCCUGGGGGACAGCCAGGGCCCAUGGGAGGGGAGCUACAGCCCCCAAGAGGCCUUGGAGCUGGCACUGCUUGACUGGGUGGCUGAGAUAAACCAGCAGGCCUUGGAGACAGGAGGAAGAGCUCUAUUACACCCCAGCGCUGGCUGUGAGGGAGGAGCAGGACUGCAGCCAGGCACAGCAGGAUGGCAGGAGGCCACGCCUGGCCCCCAGACCCAUGGCACUGCUCCUGGUGGGGCAGACCAGUGUGGCCCUGAGACCUACGGCGGGACACCAGGGGAGGGAAGGAGGAAGGUGACCUUGGUGCCUAAGAAGGACAGUGGGAGCAGGACCCCCACCCGCAGUCAGCAGAGCCCCCCAGGGGAUGGGGACCAGCUCGCCUCAGGUAGCGGAGCAAGCUGCGAGCCCUCCUCUGCUCCACGCAGCACAGGGGGCAAUGCCAAGCCUGCUGGAGCCCCUGGAAAUGGUGAGACCUUCUGCAGCCUGGAGACCCCAACGUGCUGCAGCAGUGGGGCUGACAACAGCCAGAGCCUUCUCCUUGACACCAGCAAUGCCAGGGGAGGGGAUGGCAACCUCCCCCAGGCCCCUGGCAGUCCCCAGCCUGGGGCCAAUGGGGCUGAUGUGCCCCAGACACUCCCAGGGGCUGGGGCUGGUGCCAGCCCUGUAUCCACAACACCACUCACCGAUGGGGCUGGUGCCAGCCCUGUCCCCACAGCACCACUCACCGAUGGGGCUGGUGCCAGCCCUGUCCCCACAGCACCACUCACCGAUGGGGCUGGUGCCAGCCCUGUCCCCACGGCACCGCUCACUGAUGGGGUUGAUGCUAGCCCUGACCCCAUGGCAUUGCUCACUGAUGGGACCAGUGCCAGCCCUGGCCCCACUGCACCACUGACCCCAGAGGAGGCCACGUCCAUCCACAUGGCACUGCUGGCCCCAGAGGAGGUCAGGUCUGGCUGCAUGACACCCAGGUUUCUGGAGGAGGCUAGGUCCAACUCAAAUGACCCACUGACCAUGGAAGAGGUGCGAAUGCUGGUGGAGCUCUUCUACUUGCCCUACCAUCAUGGGCCACAGGCACAGCAUCUCCUGGAGCACCUUCAGUGGCUCCGGGCCAACAGUCCCAGCGUGGGGGUCCCGGCCACAGCACCCAAUUCUUGUGAGGGCACCCAGUGGCGUGGCCGAGCACAGUCCUUCCAGCUGCUCUGCGCCCAGACGUGCCGCCUGCACAGCCGCUUCGUCUGCAGCGCAGGGCAGGCGCUGCUCUAUGACCUUCACCCCUACCUCUGGGACAUCCGCAACAUGCUGCUGGCUGCCAGUGCCUUCAUCCUCUGGUUGGACGGCCACCUGCUCUGUGACCCUGACCCCAAGGGCACCUGGAGAAGCUGCUUCGGCUGGUGCCAGAGCAUCACUGCCCCACUCUUCCCCAGGGAAGAUGCUGAGCCCUGGGCACGCCGCGGGGGCCUCUUUGGAGAGCUGCAGGCCCUGCUUCCCGUGGGGAACAGCUGUGACCUCUUUUAUCACCCACCUCCGCUCUUUCCAUCUCGCCAGCUGUAUCUCCUGCGCCCGCUGCUGCCUCAGGACAAGGGAGAGCUUUACCGAAUGUGCCGGGAGGGUCUGGACUGUGACCCCAGCGUUGCAGAGGUCCUCGUGGCCCACCCUGACCUUCUGGGUGACAGGCUGCUGGGCAGCUUCCUGCACCUGAGCCCUGAGUACACGUUCGUGCUGGAGGACGAGGGCGGCCCGUGUGGCUACGCAGCCGGAGCGCUCUGUGCUGAAGGCUUCCUGCGAGAGCGAGCCAGCAGCUGGCUGCCGGCCAUGCGGCACAAGUACCCCCGGGAGCUGCGUGCGGGCGGCCCAGCCCUGGGACAGGAUGCCCUGGAGGAAGCACUGCUCUUCUUCCACGCAGAGCCACCGGCCGUGCCCCUGCCCGUGCUGCGGCGCUUCCCCUCCCUGGUGCAGCUGGGCACGGCCCCUCGGGUGCUGGACGUGGGGGCCAGCCGCAGCCUGGCUGUCUGCCUGCUGAGUGCGCUCAGAGCCAAUGGCUCACGGGGAGUGUUUUGCCAGGUCAGUGCCGCUGACCAGCAGCAGCUGAGCUUCUACAGCAAGCUGGGUUUCGUCGCCCUGCCUGUGCCCUGGCCCAGCUCCCCUGAUGCUCGGCUCCUGGGACGCCUCCUCUGAGUGAGCAUUGGGCAUGGGCACAGGGAGACAGCACCACAGGAUGGGAACUGGCAGCGUGUCUCAAGGGAGCAGAAGCAGAGGGGCACCUUGGGCAGGGCAGGUACAUGGGGGAUGUGGCCUGGGGGUAAGCAGGGUGCCACUGGGAUGUGCACAGGGCACCAGGCUGUGGGAGUACUUGGCAAGAGAGGGGCAUCUCUGCUGCUUCAGGAGAUUUGGCCAUCCAGGCCCUUCACUCCUGCUUGCUGAGCACCCUCCACCUGUGCCAGGGAAUCAAAGCACCCGGCCUGGCAGGUUGUGCACGGGCAGUGUUUGGGGUAGUGGUCUUGGGGCAUGGCGUGUUGGCACUGGGACAGUGUCCCUGUCCCACCGAUGGAGCUGCCCAGCUCUCUCCAUCCCCAUUGUGGCCUCAGUUUGGACAGUUGGUGCCAGGGCUGGCUCUUGGCACCCAGGAGCUGCUUGUUGUAUUGAGCUGGCAUGGGGCACAGUGAGGCAGCCCUAAUCUCUGCUGCCCAGGGGCUGAGGGAAGUGCUGUCCUCAGUAAUAAAGCAUUUGCUGGUCUCUCACCAUG